This is a messenger RNA of Dentiscutata erythropus, 2508 nucleotides long. NCBI's taxonomy places the organism in Eukaryota, Fungi, Glomeromycota, Glomeromycetes, Diversisporales, Gigasporaceae. The record is from the annotation of a GenBank genome assembly.
AUGUCUUCAAAUUCACAAGAUCUCACUCCUGAACUACAACCACCGUCAGGCGAAUCCGUGUCUGAUGUCAAAGAGGAGGAAAUUAAUUUUUCCAUAGUCGAUGCAUUACCACCACAAAACGUUCCUGAUGUCAAAGAAGAGGAAAUUGACUUUUCUAUAGUCGAUGCAUUACCACCACAAAAAGAUGCUUUAGGUGCUGCUAUACCUGUCAUGACAAUUCUCUUCGCCAACUUUAUAAAUACCUUUUUUGUCUUUGCAUAUCAACAAAAUACUUGCUUCCCAGCAUGUAAAGAUGCUGCAGUACAACAAUUAGAUGAUAGUGUUAGGGAGAAUGCUUUUUACUUUAUUGCAUUGGGUGUAGGGGUUUUUAUUGCUGGAUACUUGCAAAUGUGUUUAUGGAUGAUAGCUGGUGAACGUCAGGCAAAUAGACUUAGAACAUUAUACUAUUCUUCAAUUCUUCGUCAAGAUAUCACGUUCUUUGACACAGUAUCCACGGGUGACGUCACCACACGUAUAUCUGCAGAUAUUUCUCUUUUUCAAGAAGGUAUCUCUGAAAAAGUUGGUCAGGUUUUACAAUAUGCUGCUACGUUCAUUGGUGGUUUUAUUAUUGGUUUUAUAAAAGGUUGGAAAUUAACUCUUGUUCUUUGUGCUGUGUUUCCUUUAAUGGCUAUUGCUGGUGGAUUUAUGGCAAGAGCUCUUAGCAGAGGCACAUCUGAAGGGCAAGAUGCUUAUGCUACUGCUGGUGGUGUUGCUGAACAAGUACUUUCUGGUAUAAGAACUGUAACUGCUUUUGGUGGUCAAAAACGUGAACUUGAACGUUAUACUGCUCAAUUAGAGCUUGCAUAUAUUAUGGGAAGGAGAAAAGCUUUUGUUACUGGUAUUGGUCUUGGUUCCCUUAUGUUUAUUAUGUUUGGCUGUUAUGGUUUAGCUUUUUGGUACGGUAGUAUUUUAAUUGUAAAUCUUGAAAUGACGGGUGCUGAAAUUUUAAACGUUUUCUUUGCUGUUUUUAUUGGCGGUGUAUAUUUUGGCCUUGUUAGAGCUCAAGAAUUAGAAACUCAAAAAACUGUAAAAAAAACUAAUGAAGAUGAUGAAGAUGAAGAAGAAAUUAGUUCAACUAGUUCUAAUGAUGAUACUGCAGUAAUAAUAGAUGAAAAGAGACAUAAAUUACAUUUAAGAAAAUUGUCUACCAAAGGAUCAACUAUAAAAUCUAUGAAGACAAGUGAAGAAAUUAUAAAAGAAGAUAUGGAAAAGAAAUUAUUACAAAAAAUGCCAUUGACAAGAGUCUUUAGAUUAUGUAAACCCGAAUAUGGAUUGAUGUUCAUUGGUUGUAUUGGUGCUGCAGCUGCAAAUUUUUGGUCUAUGUGUUUUGCAAUAUUGGCUGUUGUUGCUUUAGUAGCAAACUUUUCCCAAAUGUCAAUGUUCACGUUAGCUGGUGAACGUCUUACAAAACGCCUUAGAAAAUUAACUUUUGAAGCUUUAUUAAGACAAGAAAUCGCAUAUUUUGAUGAUGAAAAAAAUGGUACUGGUGUAUUAACUUCAAAAUUGGCUGUAGACGCAACAAAAGUUGAAGGGUUGAGCGGUGGUAUGAUGGGAGUUGUAAUACAAAAUAUUUGCAAUGUAGCAGUUGGAUUUGGGCUUGCCUUUGGUUUCGGUUGGAAACUGACCUUAGUCAUUCUUGCUGCUUCACCUGCCGUUGUAAUAGCUGGCUUUUUAGAAAUGAGAGCGAUGACUGGUUUCGGUUCAAAGACACGUACAGCAUAUGAAGGAACUGGCCAAAUAGUUCAACAAAGUGUUUCUAACAUGAGGACAAUUGCAUCAUUAACUAGAGAAGAAACCUUCAAAGCUACAUAUCAAAGUGCUCUAAGAGAACCACACAAAAUCGCAAUUAAGGGAAGUUUGAUAUCAUCAUUUGGAUUUGGUACAUCUCAAGGAAUUUUGUACUUUAUUUGGUCAUUAGCAUUUUGGUAUGGUUCAAAAUUGAUCGAAACAGAAGAAUAUGAUUUACAACGAAUGCUUCGAGUUAUGUUUGCUGUUGUGUUUACAGCUGUUUCUCUUGGACAAAUGUCAAAAUCUACAAUAGAUCCCACUGAUAAUGAAGGUAAAGACCGCCCUGCACCAAUAUUAGGAGAUUCUUCAUUUCAUUCGGUUUAUUUCAAUUAUCCUGCUCGCCCAAAUAUACCAAUCCUUCGAGGUUUGGACUUGUCAAUAUAUUCUGGAAAAACUAUCGCACUUGUUGGAUCAUCGGGUUCAGGGAAAUCGACAGUUAUUUCGUUAUUAUUAAGGUUUUAUGACGUAAAUUCUGGAGAAAUUGAAGUUGAGGGUGUUAAUGUAAAUCAAUGGAAUUUAGAGUAUUUAAGAGCGAAUAUGGCAUUAGUUGGACAAGAACCUGUGUUAUUUGAUUUAACUAUCGAACAGAAUAUUGCAUAUGGAAAAGAAGAGGAGAGUUACCUUUUGAUUUUUGGUGGCGACCUUCGUGGUGAUGAAAUAGUUGAUGUUACAGAACUUUGA